AUGGCAUUUCCUCCACCUUACAACAAUCCAAUGAUGGCACCGAGAAUGCCACAGCCUAAUCAGCCAGGCCAAUUUACAGGACAAAAAUUUGGAUUCUUUUCACCCCAAACAACUAUACCAACGAUGCCUCCACAAGUUAUGCAAAUGCAGAUUCCACAGUUGCCUAUAGUUGGAGGGGUUCAAUUGACCUUAAGACCAAAUUUUCGACCGUUUGUGAGACGACCGGUUUAA
Molecule: messenger RNA, 231 nt
Organism: Meloidogyne enterolobii
Lineage: Eukaryota; Metazoa; Nematoda; Chromadorea; Rhabditida; Meloidogynidae
Source: the annotation of a GenBank genome assembly